Ochlerotatus camptorhynchus is the source of this 1862-nucleotide messenger RNA. It is a transcript of the gene Tsp66E, whose product is annotated as Tetraspanin 66E. The transcript has 8 exons. The record is from RefSeq and is a predicted model, not a curated record. Gene Ontology annotation, cellular component: plasma membrane. The coding region runs from base 485 to 1294 and encodes 269 amino acids. NCBI's taxonomy places the organism in Eukaryota, Metazoa, Arthropoda, Insecta, Diptera, Culicidae.
UGUUGCCCCAAAGCAUCCAGUUUGCUGCGUGAGAUCAUCGAGUGAGGUUGUGUGUCGCUAUUUGACCGUCGGAUUGCCUUUUAACAACAAAACGCGCGCGCUCGUUAGCUUCAUCGUUUGACUUGCUUUCAGUUUUUGGCGGUUUGAAGAUCGAGUUCCCCUUCUUUCAACGUUACUGCUACUAGGGACGAUCGUUCACUGUUGUUUAUUGGCUAUACAGCAGAGCGCUGCUUUCGACGACUAAACAGCAGCUGCAGUAACAGAACGCAGUGAGAGCAAAGUUGUGAAACCUGAUACGAAAAAUAUCGAAAAUAUUCUCCCGUAAGCUGUUUUUGGAAUCGUGAAAUUUUUAAAGAUUGAUUUACGCUUUAAAACUAGCUUUUUAUUCACUAUCAAAGUGCAACUUCACUGCAUCCGCCACAAAUAGCAUCAUCACCAUCACCAGCAGCCAGCGGCGGAAAAACGACGACCGCUUUCCCGCGCAAUGGGAUGCGACUGUGAAUCAUGCAUAGCGAAAUCGCUACUAUCAGUGUUCAAUUUUGUGUUCUUCGUUCUCGGAUCGAUUGUUCUAGGUGUGGGAAUAUGGCUCGUGGCAGACAAAUCAUCGUUCAUAGCGCUAUUGAAAAUGGUUGAAAGUGAUCAGCUUGAGCACUUUACUCAACCAGCGGUGAUAGAACAAUUGGCGUACUUUCUGAUCGCCAUCGGAGCGGUGAUGUUCUUCCUCAGUUUUCUCGGAUACUGCGGUGCGCUUCGGGAAAGUCAGUGCCUUCUAACUACGUAUGGACUUUUUGUACUGGUACUGCUGAUUCUGGAGGUUACUGCCUGUGGCCUAGCGGCUGCCUACAAAGAUAACGCCAAGACGGAAACGAAAAACUAUUUGCAGACGACAAUUUCCAAGUACUACUCGAGCAACGAUCGCAACCAAUCGGAUGCCGUCACGCUGAUGUGGAACUAUUUGAUGUCCGAGAUGCACUGCUGCGGGGUCGACGACUAUAAAGACUUCAACUUGUCGGACAAGUGGAACGAGAGCAAGGGCAGCCGGGUCAUCCCGGAGGCGUGCUGCACGCAAACGUCUCUAUUUGAGCUGUUGGACAAGAAUUGUCCAUACUCGCCAUCCGAUAGCAAUAGCUAUUACAAGAAGGGCUGUUACAACUCACUUAUCGACUGGAUCAUGAACAACCGAAAUUUAGUAAUCAUCGUGGCCAUCGGAGUGGGUCUAGUACAACUGCUGGCAAUAUUCCUAGCGUUCUGUUUAUGCAAGUCAAUCGAAAAGUAUCGAGGAAUGCGAUUGUAAGUCAGCAUAACCGGAGGAGAAAAGCUGUAAAUCAUCACAAACAGGUCAAAAAAUACAAACCGGCAAAGAGACUGCAGCCCAAAUGGAGUAGAGUUUCGAAUCUCGAGAAUGAAAUCGUGGAAUUAUGUUCAAAAGGUGUAACAUUAGGCCCCCCGUAUUUAGAUAAGAAAACAUUGUUUGAUCAUAAGGAAAAGGUGAUCGAACGUACAAGUGCACUUUUACUAUACACAACUAUUAUAGGAGUAAAGCAGAUACCGCUGGUCGAAGCAAACACUCGAGACAGUCAUUCACAAAAGUAGCGGUUAAGUUUUCGUGAAGCGGAGAAAAUUUUUCUGUUUCGAUGUAAGUUUUAUUUUCUUCUUCAAUCAGCUCCGAGUGCAAAAGUCUGUAUGUAUAAAAAAAAAACAGUUGAAGUGUGGAUUCUUUUUACACAUCAUGCUUUAUUGAGACAUCAUCUAUCAUGGGUUGUGUAGUAUAAAUUCGGAUAUUCGAUUUUAUAGUUACGAUAAUCAAUUGUUUUUUGUUUAAAUGUUAAGAAAAAUAAAUAAAAUAAUUUAAUACAACAAAA